Exserohilum turcica Et28A is the source of this 420-nucleotide messenger RNA. RefSeq lists its product as uncharacterized. The transcript has 2 exons. The record is from RefSeq and is a predicted model, not a curated record. Lineage: Eukaryota; Fungi; Ascomycota; Dothideomycetes; Pleosporales; Pleosporaceae. Bases 1 to 420 code for a protein of 139 amino acids.
AUGACUACUCGACCGGCCGAUGCCCAGCGUGUUGCCUCACACGGACGCGGAGGCGCUGGCAACAUUGCCAAAGACGACCCAGCAAACUACACCAAACCCGAAGACCUCGUCACGCCCACGCUCAAGUCAGACACGUACACGACGGGUCGUGGAGGAACAGGCAACAUGGCACGCAACGACCCCGAGCAUCCUGAGAUUGCGCGAGCAGCCCAGGACGUCGAGGGCGCCCCCAAGACAGAGCCCCAGGGCCCCAAGCACUAUGGUCGAGGCGGCGCUGCCAACGUCAUCGAUGAUGAAGCUACCACUACUCAGCACAAGACCGACGACCACAAUAACAACAAUAACAACAACAACGCUGCUGCUGCAAAGGGCUUAAUCGGCAAGGGCAAGGACCUGCUCAACAAGCUGGGCAAGAAGUAA